GGGCAAGCGGCUUUGUGUGCCCCGUUCUCAUUGGUCGACUUACCGACCCUUCAGCGCCGGGCUGUGACUAUGCCAGAAUGGGAGAGUUCCCCCAUGCAGCCUAGCGCCCGAGAUGGCGGAGAAACGCGACCCCGGGCAGGCACUCACCGCCUAGGGGAGGUCUGUUUACCUGACAACCAAACCAGCGUCGGUUGCUAUGAGAGUUGCUUUGAUGUGUACAUCGGAGAUUGGGCCGGCUUGCAGUUGACGCCCCAUGAGCUACCGUGCCUUGCGGCGUGCAUCUCCACUCUGAUGUUUUCUUGAUCUAUCCGUACUACUUACUUAUUUGAAUGAUAAUCUACUCCGGAGUUCAACCGCCUUUUCCUCCUUCCUUCCUGCCUGCCUUGCCCCAUCGCCGUCGCAUUGUUGUGAGCCCUUGGUUGCCCUGCCCGGCAUCCAUCUUCCUCUUUUGCUAGCAAGCGUAUAGUUCUGUCCUUUUUUGCUUCUUUCACGGUUUUCACGUCAUUGCUCUUUCUGUGUGUUUUGUUUGCUACCCUUGCGCCAUCCCUCGACUAGAUCUACAGCUCUGGUCGUUUGCUUUCUCUGUUUUUGUUUUGAUGAAUUGAUAUGCCUUUACGACUUUGAUUGACGAACAUUCCGACGCACAUUCCAACAACACAACCCACUUCGUCUUUUGCAAGAUUGACGACAGUACCUCCACCCUAAGACUAGGUCUUAAUAUGCAAUCGCAUACGCGCGAAGGUUCCCAGGAUCGGGAGCUAGUUCUAAGACGUCAAUCAGUGCCCAUGUGGGACAGUUCAGACCCUGAACGGGCGCCUCCGCCAUUGCCAAUGAAUCCCGGCUCCACGAGUCCUGCCACGAAGGGCAAUGUCUCCCCGGGCAUCCAAGCCGUGGCGGCUAACUUCGCGGAGAAGAUGCGCGAAAACGCACCCAGCCCGUACACGACCAAUCCGAUGCCGAAGCCAUCGUCGCCCGAGAAGUCCUUGAUCAAGGGUCAAUUCCAUAAGCGAAUGCAAUCGUUCCAGAACAACGACCCUCGGUCCGAAUUCCUGAAUUACCUGGAAAGCAGAUCCCCAGAAAGGCCGCUGAAGGCGUCGAUACUGGAUCCGAAUACCAAGCAACAGGAGAAGAGCCCGACGAAGUCUAGCGAGGAUCAGGAGAACCGAGAUGCGGAUCGCGAUCUUCCCAAUCUCCUCAUUUCAAACCGCUACCUCUCGAAACCCAUUCUCGGCGAAAGCACUCCUCCUUCAGCGACUAUGCUGGCCUUGCAGAAUAUGCAGUUGCCGAGUGAAAGCGACGUGCACCCGCCCACGAAGAGCGAUGACUCCGACCCGUUUGUAGUGGCUAGUGACCCCAAUCCAUCUAGUCUCGACUCUUUAUCGACCCAGAUUCACAGUCUCACGGACAUCGCGAGUAAUCUGCAACGAGAGAUGGCACAGCUAAGCCGUCGAAGCAAAGAUAACGCCACGGACCUGGUCAGCCUCAAAGCCGCAACCAACGCCCGAGAUGAAGACAUUCGAAAGAGCCUUCGCGAUUUGUCCUCUAGCUUGUCUGAAAAGUUUCUAGAUAGUGAUGCUGCCAUAAGGUGGGAUUUCAGCACUCUCCUGGGAUCUGAUAAAGAUAUUAACAACAGGGACCCGGACAGUUCUCCGAACUCGAAGAAAAGUUUCUCAGCCCCCCGCAUGCAAAGCCCCAACCCUUUCGCUGCAGCGAUGGAGCGUGAGAUGUGUGGCUCCCCGGCACCGAUUUCUGACGGCUCUGCCAGCAUUGCUCUGUUGGAGAAGGUCCUACGAGAAAUGGCCACGAAGGAAGGUCAGGAUAAGCUCGUGGAGCUGGCGGAAGAACUGAAAGCCAGACCGCCAUCCGAAGAAUCUGGAGCCGAGGCGUCUGGUAGUCACGUUGACAGCCAUGUCAUGGAGAUGCUCGAAGAAAUCCUGAACGUUGUGAAAGAAGAUGCGGGGCAUAAGGCACUGGUGCCAGCGCGACUCAAUUUCGAUGAUGGUCCGAUGCCGCAACGCUCGCACUCAGACUUCACCGGCACUCAGUCGAGGUCUUUCAAUGCGGAGCAGGGCUUUGUGUCCGAAAUGGACAACAUGGAAGGAGUCAAUGGCAGAGGUCGUUCUUUGAUUCCGACCGAAAAUCAGGAAGACCUGCUGGCUAUCAUGAAAAGAGUGAGGAGCAGUGUUAUCGAGGGAGGGGGGCUUACGAAUGAAGUGAAAGCUCUGGUGCGAGAACUCCGCGGAGAGGUUCUGGGAAUGGGCAGAAAUCUCGCGCGCCAAUUUGAAGAGGCACAAGGGCCCCGAGCUCUGGAAGGCGGGCCCAACGGCCCUCCUGGACAGGAAGAAAUCGCCGCGAUAGUUGACGAUUGUCUUAACGACCUAAAGGAGCAGCUUUCAUCGAUACUCGCCGAGAACCAGCGUCACUCGUCUGCUCUAUCAGAAUUCCGCGCUGCGAUGGACAGUUCGGCAAUCUAUUCGAUUAUCAAAGGCGCUGUCGAGGACCUCGAUUGGUCGCAGCUGCGGAAUGCACCCCAAGGAAACGACAUGCAGAAGGAGGACAUCCUCGAGACGAUCCGAGAGUGUUGGGAAACUUACAAGCCUGAGAUCGAAUUACAAAAUUUCGGACUGGAGCGUGAUGAAAUUCUGGAAUGCCUUGCAGAAGGGUUGAAGGAAUAUCAGCCGAAGGACGAGCACGCAGUCACGUACGACCAAGUUCUUGCAGCUGUACAAGCAGGAAUGCAGGACUUUGCACCUCCUCCCAGCAUAACGAAGGAUGAAAUCGCACAAACUAUUCGGGAAUGCUUCGAAAACAGUCAGCCCGCACCUCGGUCUGUCGAGCCUGAGCAUCUGCAUUCGAUUCGGGAUGAGAUACUGCACGCAGUGACCGAAUCAAUAACGCCCAGCAUUACCCAGGACGAAAUCGCACAGACAAUUCGAGAAUGCUUCGAAAACAGUCAGCCCGCACCUCGGUCUGUGGAGCCUGAACAUCUACAUGCUAUCCGAGAUGAGAUACUGCACGCAGUUACCGAAUCGAUAACUCCCAGCAUUACCCAGGACGAAAUCGCGCAAACGAUUCGGGAAUGCUUCGAACACAACCAGCCGACAGCUCGCUAUGUGGAGCCUGAGCAUUUGCAAACUUUUCGGGAUGAAAUACUGCAGGCAGUUACCGAAUCAGUUACCACACAAAGUACGCUCACCAGGGAAACGCUCGACUCCGGCCUAGGCAGGGAUGAGAUCCUGACCGCGGUAUCGGAUGGAAUCGAAGCACACUUUACGGCGGCCAAAGAAAUGGACACCCCUCACAUCACAAAGGAAGAUGUAACCAAUGUGGUCAAUGACGCAUUUGCUGCCCAACAAUCUGUGGUCAGCGCUAACACCCAGCCAUCUAUCUCGCGCGAUGAUAUCUUGAAUGCCAUUGCAGAAGGCAUGGAAAACCAGAACUCUAUGAUCAGGGAAAUCGAGCUGAACAAGGACGAUCUCAUGGAGGCUAUCUCGGCUGGACUCCAAGAAGCACAUGCAGCUACCAAUAAUGCUGUCGGCGAUGAAAUGCUAGGACGCCUUCAGGAGCAGCUGGAGGCAAUGAAGGAAGAGACACAGCAACGCUCUAUGUCUAAUGAGCAGGACAAAUCGCAGGUUCUGGACGCAAUCAAAGAUGGAAUUGCUGUCGUGCGUCAGGAAGUUGAGACUUAUGCUGCUGCCGCUUCAGAAGCCGCGGGGAAACAUGAGAUCAUGGAUACGGUCAAAGAAGGAUUUCGCUUACUGCAGGCCGACAUGGAGAAGACCAUUACAGAAACCGCUGUCUCCCACGGAUCUGGUGGCAAUCCUGACACCCCGGAGCUUCUUGACGCGAUGGAAAAGGAAUUCGAACACCUUCGAACCAGUCUUAGCAACAUGUUAAUCCGAAGUAAUGUAUCUGCUGAGAAAGACGAAAUCCUUGACGCCAUCCGCGAUAUAUCCGAAAGCCAGAAGGCCGAGAGCACAGGGAAAAGCGGCAGUACUGAAGAUAUUGCCGGACUUAUCAAGCAGGAAUUUGAAAGUCUUCGUGAAUCGAUGAACAUGAGUCUUGUCCCUGCACAGGAGCCGAAAUCUGACAAGGACGAUAUCAUUGCCGCGCUUCGUCAGAGCCUUGAAACUUUCCACACUGAAAGAGAGGCCCCUAAAGAAGGCGGCGAAAACGUCUUUUCCACCAACGAGCUGGUUGACGUUUUCCAAGAUGGAGUUGGUAACAUCCGGGAAGACUUGGCCAAACUCAUCGAAAGACCAGCUGCCUCGGACCAUUCAGAGCUCCUCGAAACCCUGAAAGAAGGUCUCAGCAGUUUGAAGGCAGACGUCGAGACUCUGCGCGAGUCACCAAAGGGUCCCGAAGAAAAUGAGACGACCAGGGGAGGGGAGCUGAUGCUUGCCAACGAACCGAACACAAGCGCCGACAUUGAAGGGCUUAAGGAACUGAUUUCCCAGCUUCAAGUCAAAGUCGAGGCUAUCGAAUCAACCCCGCGGGCGGCUGAGCCAUCUGCGGAUGCUCUCAAGAAGGAGCACCUCGAUGAUGUCUUGGCAGGUCUUCACGAGCUCCAGGGUUCUAUUUCAGGAAUUGUAGCCCGCGAGAAUCCUGCAGACGAGACGACAGCCAAGAAGGAGGACACGGAUGCUAUCGAGACCUUGCUUCGUAACACGAAGUCUCAACUUGACGAAAUGACGUUCCCUGCCCCGGACGAAAUAGCACGGGCUGAGCAGCUCGGAAGCUUGGAGGCCAUGGUCAAGGAAACCAAGGACGCUAUCUCUGAGAUGGGCACUCGCUUGGAAGCCGAGGGUCCAACGAAGGCUGAGAUCGGAACCCUCGAGACCCUGAUGAAGGAUAUGUGGAUUGCCCUCGACGAAUUGAAGGGUAAGGGGACAGAGGAGGAAACCGACAGUGAAAAGCUAGUCAAGGCCGACCUGCAGACGGUCGAAGCGAUGAUCUUUGAAGUCAAGACACAGGUGGACGAGCUUAAGCUUCCUGAUGUCGAGACUCUACCGACCAAGACCGAUUUCCAAGACCUCUCUGCCCUUGUUGCUGAAUUCAGGGAGAAGACGGAAGCCGAGAACGAGAUGACGGCCCAAGGCUUCGAAGCACGGAAGGUGGAACACGCCGGUCUAGCUGAGAAGGUUGACGAAGCUCGGGCGGUCGUUGAGGGUCUCGGAGACGAACUGAAGAGCAAGCUCGAUGGCAGCAACGAAGGUCUUUCCGAGCUGAAGCAACUUCUGGAGGGGCUAGCAGCCUCUGCAGAAAGCUUCACGACGGUUGAGAAUGUCAACGAACUCACAGAACUGAUCAACCGGGAGUUCGAACGCGCGCGCGGCGAACAGGACGCGGAAAAGCUGGAGAAGGAGGAACGGGACGCUGCAGCUGUUGUGAAACAUGACGAGACCAGGGCCGCUAUCAUUGUCGAGCUGGGCACCAAGAUCGAUGAGAAGCUUGGCGAAGUCAUCGGCAAAUACGACGAAGCUCAAACUGUCAUGGAAACGAAGUUCUCGGACUCUGCUCAACGUGACGAAGCUAACCUCGAGGUGGUCACUAGCACCAAAGCGCUGGCAGAAGAUAUCAAGCUCGUCAUUGGAUCGAUGGGCAACACUGUCAACGAGGCCUGCGAGCGGAUGAGUGUCGAUACCAAGACCAUCUUUGAGAAAGUCGAUACGUCGUACAACAAGAUGGAGGAAAUGCAAAACGAGGUCAAGACACAGCAGGAACAAGCUCGGUCGGACAUUGAAAGAGCCGCCGCUGCGACUGACCGUGUAGAAAGCAAGUUGCACGAGUUCCACCCUCAGGUCUUGGAGUCCAUUCAAGAGAUUCUUUCCAUUGUUGGUCAGCAUUACGACCACUCUCAGAAGUCUGCUGAAGACCUGAAAAUGGACCUUUCCACUCUGCCUUCUACAAUCCCGCAAAUGCUUCCUGCGUUACCGCCGCCCGAACCGGAAAAAUACGACGACAGCCAAGUACAUGAGAAGUUGAACAGCAUCCUCGACCAUGCCAAGAAUGAAAAGGUGCACGAAACACUCAACAUCCUUGUGGAGCGUGUCACGAAUGAUCAAGUGCAUGAGAAACUCGACCAGCUUUUGAGCCAGACUACAAGUACAAAUAGCGAGAUGUACGACAAACUCAAUGAGCUGCUCAGUCACACUACGGGCACCAAUGGGCCCGUACACGACAAACUCGAUACCCUCAUUGGUCAUGCUACCAACACUGAGCAGUCGGUCACGCAGAUGAUGAAACUGGACGAAAUGCACAAAGACAUCAUGGAAACAUCCCGCAAGAUGAACGAGAUGUUCACGGCCCAGUCGGCGAUGGUCGCUGAUGACACCGAACGGAGACGCAAGGAAGCCGAGGAAGCCGCGGUUGCGCUUGAGCGACGUAACGCCCAGCGAGACCAAGUGGAAGCUGAGAUCGUUACUCUCAAUGAAGAGAAGGAAUCGCUAUUGAAGAUGAUCAGCAGCCUGAAGACCGAAAAGGAGGACCUUGUCAAGCAGAACACCAAGCUGAACAAGGAGGUUUCUGGUCUGGAAAUGGCACUCGAGCUUCGUCAGGAAGAGAUGCAAGUCAUGGAGGACCGUGCAGACAGUUUGGAGAAGCGCAUCCUGGAAGGCGUUCUCGAUCAUGCCCGCAGCGUGCUGCUUAGCCGCCCCAACAACAUUCCGGGUUUGAAUAUGAAGAAGGCUCGCGGUUCUCGGGCGCGAGGGCCUAGUGCCGCUAGCAAUGCCAGCACCGCCAAGGACAACCGCAGUAUCCUCGGCAGCAGCGUUGGGUUGGCCCUGAAGAAACGAGGGCAAACUCCUUCACAGGGUAGCUCUGUGGCUCCAUCCAACGCCAGCAAAGAAAGGCGGAUUCUGAGUCUGAGUCACGUCACGGGUAACCGGGGCGUUUCAGACCGUCAAGCCAGCGGCAACAGUGGCUUUGCCAGCCUCAAGCGCAGUCACUCUGUCAAGUCCAACUUCUCCCAACGCAAAGCGUCAUGGGGCGGCCGCAGCUCGGUAGCAAACAAGGAGAACGAGGUUUUCCCAGAGGAGGAAGAAAACCAAAGCGGUGAGGAAAGCGACACAGGUACGGAGCGAAGAACCAGCUACACCGGAACCUACACGGACAGCAUGGUGUAUGGAACCGGCAGCGUUGUCUCCACUGAUCGACGAGUGAGUACCGCUAGCUCCACCCCCGGGGGAGCUGGAGCGGACCAGCAUAAGGAACAGGAUGAGAACGAGGAACCGGGUGCAGAGGAGGAUGACGAUGCUCAGACGACCAAGGGAGACGAACCUUCACAUGACCGAGAUGUGGGAGACCUGGACGCUGAGGCAUCCAAGAUGGUACUCUACGGCCAGCAUAGCGACAGCGGACUCGGCCCAGAGAUCACGAGUGCCGUGGGAUAAACACCGAAAUGAUACCCUCCGUCACGUUUACGACCCGAAAUGAUCGUGUGCAGCAGCAAUCUGAUGCCAAUCCUUCCCUGUGAUAUUCUUAUACCACCUCUGUUCCUUUCUGGCAUGUUGAUAUGUUUUCCUCUUCUGAUGUCUCUUUUAGUUUUCUUUGAGCCAGGCACCCGAUUCAUGUCGGCGUUGCAGUUCUUUUCUUUUGUGAUUUCCUUUGUUUGCAAAUUAAUUUUAUGGUUCAAUUUCCUAUGUACAGAGUCCCAGUGAAUUACAUGAAUAAUGAAUGUCUUCUAUCCUUCC
Molecule: messenger RNA, 7691 nt
Organism: Aspergillus melleus
Lineage: Eukaryota; Fungi; Ascomycota; Eurotiomycetes; Eurotiales; Aspergillaceae
Exons: 2
Coding region: 720-7391 (2223 amino acids)
Source: RefSeq, a predicted model, not a curated record